This is a messenger RNA of Penicillium verhagenii, 570 nucleotides long. RefSeq lists its product as uncharacterized. The record is from RefSeq and is a predicted model, not a curated record. Bases 1 to 570 code for a protein of 189 amino acids. Lineage: Eukaryota; Fungi; Ascomycota; Eurotiomycetes; Eurotiales; Aspergillaceae. The transcript has 2 exons.
AUGGUGCGCUCGGCAGUCCCCACCCAGAUGAUCGUCCUUCCUAUCGCGGAGACAUUUCAGAUCGACAACCUUUCUACAAAGGAAGCCCGAGACAGUUUACACCAACACUACGCCCUCCUCGCAUCGCCUGAUUGGCAGCAGAUUAUCAAAAACCUGGUUUCACUCGGUGUCUCCAGCGCCACGGAAUUGACCGUGCGCCAUGCUAUGAUCUCCGAGUUCACGCCAAAGCCUAAGAGCUUAGGGCACGGGGCUCCCGUAAGCGGGACCGCGAUUUAUUUGACCCCUGACCCCACGGGAUGGGAGAAAACGUGGGCGCUGUGGACGAGUAUUGUCUCCACGGUGCCUGGAUGCUUGGGGGUGACAGGUGGGUGGAUGGUGGAGCCAGUCGAGGGGAACCUUGCCUAUAUCGUCUACGUGGGGUGGGAAAGCAUCCAGGUUCAUGACUCGUAUCAUCAUACGAAGCACUUCCGACAGCGAGCGAUCGUACUUCGGGAGCAUAACGCAGGGUAUCGCGAGUAUGGCCAUGUUGCUUUCACUCAUUCGCGGUCUCGUCGGGAAGCGAAUCUAUAA